UUAUCAUGAUAUCUCAGGCCGGAAGUCUUUAGAUAUAACGCAUGCGCAGAUCCACAGUGCCAUCAUUGUCAGCGGCAGUGCCAGAACAAUAACGCCGAACACAGAACCGGUACAAAAAAACAAGACAAACGAACCACAACUAAGACACACAGUUGAGAAGAUGAUGGAGAGGUCCAGCAGCCAAUACGACUCUUUCCUCUUCUGGAGGGAGCCAAUCCCCACCCUGGAUCUUUCUGACCUGGAAGAACUGGGUCUGGUUGACUUGGAUAACAUGAGUGAUCGAAAAGGAAAAAACUCUAAAGUUCGAGGACUGGACAAUGAGACUGAGCUUCUGGAGUUUUCCUCCUUUAACUACUGGAGAGCUCCAAUUGCAGAUGUGGACUCUCUGCUCGCUGACCUCAACCUGCUGCUCUAGAAUCUUUGUGAGAUUAUGAGGAACAUCCUGCUGUUGUUGCUGUAACUUGAGGGUUGUUUUUUUUUUUUGUAUGUUUAUUUUGAACAAACCAUGAAAUCUAUAUGUCAGCUUUUUGUUGAUAGUGAUUUAUUUAUUGAUAGAUUUAUUUAAAUUUAUUUUGUGCCUUUGCUGCUAUGUUACUUUGUUAAUGAUUGUUCCUCAUGCUGCCAAAAAGUCAACAAUAAAAUCCCAAUAAAUCAUCCCCCAAAAAACAGA
Molecule: messenger RNA, 670 nt
Organism: Cynoglossus semilaevis (tongue sole)
Lineage: Eukaryota; Metazoa; Chordata; Actinopteri; Pleuronectiformes; Cynoglossidae
Gene: mllt11
Product: MLLT11 transcription factor 7 cofactor
Exons: 3
Coding region: 161-415 (84 amino acids)
Biological process (GO): positive regulation of DNA-templated transcription; apoptotic signaling pathway; positive regulation of release of cytochrome c from mitochondria
Cellular component (GO): nucleoplasm; cytosol
Source: RefSeq, a predicted model, not a curated record